Molecule: messenger RNA, 677 nt
Organism: Rhagoletis pomonella (apple maggot)
Lineage: Eukaryota; Metazoa; Arthropoda; Insecta; Diptera; Tephritidae
Product: 5-hydroxyisourate hydrolase-like
Exons: 3
Coding region: 163-591 (142 amino acids)
Biological process (GO): purine nucleobase metabolic process
Molecular function (GO): hydroxyisourate hydrolase activity
Source: RefSeq, a predicted model, not a curated record
UUCGAUAAUGUAAAUUUCAGUAGCCAAGUGUCACUAUUGGCAAAUACAUAUACACUUUACUCGGAAGGUGAAAAAAUCAAGAUAAACAACAAGAAGGAACAUCGGCUAACAAAUGACGAUCAGUGCAGCGUUAUUACUGUUUUUUCAGUUAGAUUUCAUAGCAUGAUGAGCACCAGUUGGGAUCGUGUUCGCCUACGUGUCGAAACAAAAGAGGGUUUUGAACCGGCUGUCGAAACUAAUGUGAGUGCUGAUGUACGUACCAUAUCUGCACAUAUACUGGACACCACAGUGGGUCAAGCUGCACCAAAUGUUAAUAUUACAAUUUAUCGCCUAGAAGGUGGCGAUGAUUGGCAGAAACUGAAUGUUGAAACAACGAAUCAAGAUGGGCGUGUAAAUCAAUUAGUGAGUGUUUCGCAAUACAAAGCGGGCAUCUACAAGUUGCAUUUCGAUGUGGCAUCAUAUAACGCAGAACGUGGAGUUAAAAGUUUUUAUCCUUUUAUUGAGAUUGUCGUACAAUGUGAACAGAAUCAACAUUAUCAUAUUCCGUUACUGUUAAAUCCGUUUGGUUACACAACUUAUAGGGGUACUUGAAUGUUAAGCUGAUUAAUGAAUUACUAAACUAAUAUUUGAACACACAUGGAAAUAAAUGAUGGUUAUAUAUAUAUAUAUAUAAACGC